This is a messenger RNA of Meloidogyne enterolobii, 2361 nucleotides long. The record is from the annotation of a GenBank genome assembly. Lineage: Eukaryota; Metazoa; Nematoda; Chromadorea; Rhabditida; Meloidogynidae.
UUUUUAAAGAUUUUUCAUUUCGUUACUUUUUCUUCUUCUAUUAAGAGAAAAAUGUCGUCAGUUAAGGACAAAAAACUUCAGAAUGAGCUUUGGAAUGAUUUGGCAUCUGGCCUUGAAAGCAUUUACGCUGGUGAUGAAAGAAUGCCGCCACAUCGUUAUAUGGAAUUAUAUACGCAUGUGUUCAAUUUUUGCAGUUCUUCACAUGUUCCAACCGAGACUUCAAGGCGCGGCACUUCAAUCACUCAGAUGCAAACUAGUUUUGUUGGCUCGGAGCUUUACAAUGAACUUAACAUUUUUAUUACAAAAUAUGCACAAUCACUCCGCAUGACUCUUAUCAAUCUUUAUGGUGAUUCUUUGCUUCAACAUUAUACAAAAAUAUGGACAAACUAUCGAUUCGGUUCGACUGUAGUGAAUGGAAUCUUCUCUUAUCUUAACCGACAUUGGAUUCGUCGUGAAAUUGAUGAAGGCAAAUUGGGAAUUUUUGAAGUUUAUAAUAUGGCAAUUAAUAUUUGGAAGCAAGUUAUAUUUACUGAUCUUCAUCAUAAUGUUACUUCUGCAGCUCUAGCGCUGAUUGAACAAGAUCGAAAUGGGGAAAUGAUUCAAACUAAACUUAUUAAAGGAGUUGUCGAGUCAUAUAUUGAAUUGGGGAUUAAUGAGAGAGAAACCGUUGGAUCAGGUAAUGAUGACGGCGCCAACUCUCAAUCUGCUGGCCUUCAACCUAACAUGACUAGACCUGGUGUGAAGUACCAAGUAUAUCGGGAACAUUUUGUCAAACGACUCUUGGAGGAAACUCUUAACUAUUAUACAACAGAAUCUACAACUUUUCUUCAAAGUUAUAGUGUUGGUGAACGUCUUAACGAAGAACGUGAUCGUUGUCAACUUUAUUUGGACUACACAACUUUAGAUUCUCUACUCAAAGUUUGUGACGACGCUCUUAUUUGCAAUCAUUUGGAAUUAUUUCAUAAUGAAUUUGAAGCACUUCUCAGUCAACGACAAUGUGAGCAUUUGGGACGAAUGUAUGAUCUUUGCCACCGUGUCACUGGUGCUUUAGAUAAGUUGAAGCAGAUACUUGAGAUAUACAUUACGAGAGAGGGGCGUGCUGCUAUUGAACAAAUUGCUCAAAAUGCAAUGAGUGACCCAAAAUAUUAUAUAACAACAAUUCUUCAACUUUAUGAUGUUUAUAAUAAUUUGGCUAAUAAAGCAUUUAAAUUAGACCAUGGAUUUGUUGAGGCAAUGGAUAGAGCAUUUACUCGUUUUGUUAAUGAAAAUGAAAUUACUCGUUUGGCAAAAAGUGCUUCGAAAUCUCCACAACUUUUGGUUUUAUAUUGCGAUCAAUUGUUGCGUAAAAAUGCAAAGAAUGUUGAAGAUGAAAGAAUGGAUGAAUAUUUGGAGCAAGUGAUGACUGUUUUUAAAUAUAUUGAAGAUAAAGAUAUGUUUCAGGCAUUUUUCCAUAAAAUGCUUUGUAAACGUCUUGUUACAGAAGCAAGUGCUAGUGAGGAAGCUGAGCGUUCAAUGAUUGCUAAACUUAAACAUAUGUGUGGAUUUGAAUAUACAAGUAAAUUGGAGCGACUUUUGACUGAUGUUGCAUUGAGUAGAGACAAUUCUGACAUUUUUAGAAAGCAAGCUACAAGACGGGAGGUUGAUUUUUCGGUUAUUGUCGUUAUGUCUAAUGUUUGGCCUCUUACUCAACCAAUUUUAUUUGAGAUUCCCUCUCCGUUAAUGAAUUGUAUUGAAGAUUUUACGAGAUAUUAUUCUGGAAAAUACACAGGUCGAAAAUUAAAUUGGGUUUUGCAAAUGUCUCGUGGUGAAUGUAAUACUCAACAAAUUUCUUUAUUAAUGCUUUUUAAUGAAAGAAAUGUUUAUAAACAAUCUGAUUUGGAAACUAUUUUAAAAUUACCAAAAGACCAAUUAAUUCCAGCUUUACAUUCUUUACUUAAAGUUGGAUUACUUUUAAGUGUUAGUGGGAAUGAUAAAUCUUCGAAAAAAUCGAGUACUGAUGAAGUGGAUAAUAAAAAUGAUGAUAAAGAAUUACAAUUAAAUAAUGGAUUUACAAAUAAAAAACUUAAAGUUGAUUUAAUUCGAGCAAUGGUUUCAUCAAAAGAACAGAAGAAGGACAAUGAAGAAGUACAGAAAUGUGUUGAUGAGGAUAGAAAAAUUGUUAUUCAAGCUGCAAUUGUACGUAUAAUGAAGAUGCGAAAGACUUUAAAACAUCAACAAUUAGUUGGAGAAGUACUUAACCAAUUAACUGCUCGAUUUCAGCCAAAGGUGCCUUUAGUUAAGAAAUGUAUUGAUAUGUUAAUUGAAAAGGAAUAUUUAAAACGUGGUGAAAAUGAGCGUGACUCAUACGAGUAUUUGGCUUGA